Molecule: messenger RNA, 2277 nt
Organism: Trichoderma atroviride IMI 206040
Lineage: Eukaryota; Fungi; Ascomycota; Sordariomycetes; Hypocreales; Hypocreaceae
Source: RefSeq, a predicted model, not a curated record
GGCGGCAAUUUUUCUUUCAUGCGGGAUUGUUAGUCGACGCAGCGGUGCCCUAUCAUCUGUCACUCUCGCCGACUACUUAAUUAGCUGAGCCACCCUCCCAGUUCGAAGGGUGCCCGAUAUCUCGCAGAUCUUGUAAGCGAAGAGGCGUGUUGCACUGGGAGGAUUAAAUACGACGCCGAUACGCCUCGAUCUUGGCACUCAGCCUCACUCGCGGCAGCUGUCUUAUUUGACGGCUUUAUUUACCUGAUAUCGCUCUUUUCUUUUUGCAGCACCAAUUGCUUUCGUCACGGCCAGACACAGGUUUUGUCCACCAUGAGUCGUUUAGCCGGUUGGUUCCGCUCCGGCGCGAAAACCGAAAAUGGUUCCAACUCGAGCCUUGCCGCCACGGAUAGCAUCGUCAAGGAGAAGGAGAACUUGGUGGAGGCAAUGAAUUGGAUCGAGCUCAUCAUGAACGACGACAUUGACGGCGCCUGGGAGAAGUUGCAGACGGGCGACUCCUCCUUCCACGAAAUGGGCUCUGCGGUGGCCUUCUUCAUGCGAUCCGUGCUGGGCUUUGAGAAGCAGAUCAUGACUGAGGCUACGGCAAGACUGAAUGACUGUGAAACUAGGGCGUGGUCAGAUCUCAAACGGGCGCAGAAGCACGGCGCGGCUUACAACAGCAGUAAGCUCUAUCCGCCGGGGACCGAGUACGAGUUGAUCAUUGCCGAGACGCAGCUGAUGGGCGCCGUCGUGGGCGUGCUGCACGAGAGCCUGGUCGAGGCCAUGAAGAGCUUCUACAAGCUGCGAAAGGCGUUCCUGACGCUCGAUGCCAUUGUGGCGUCGGAGGAAAAGAUUUUCAAGAAACCGACUCCGGGCUCAUCCCGCAUCAUUAGCAAGUUGGAGGAUACGUCGAAACUGAGCCUGCGGUCUAGAGAUUCCGAUUUGAGCUCAGACGUCGAACUGGACAAUCCCGUCGACAAGUUCAUUCACUCUGGAGCCAACAUGUGUUUUGGAGUCUUAUUGCUCAUCCUCAGUCUCAUCCCUCCUGCCUUCUCACGCAUCCUCUCCGUUGUUGGAUUCCAUGGGGAUCGGCGACGAGCUGUCAAGAUGCUCUGGAAGUCGGCUGCGCACUCCAAUAUCAACGGCGCCGUGGCGGGCAUGAUGCUGUUGGUGUAUUACAACGGACUGCUUGGAGCCGCGGACAUUCUGCCGGAUCGCAGAGACUAUGAUGAGGAUGCCGAGGCUGUCGGACCCCCGAUUGAAAAAUGCGAGCAGCUCUUGGCUGAGAUGCGACGACGAUAUCCCGACUCACAGCUGUGGCGAGUGGAGGAAUCGAGAAUGCUGGCAAACGAACGAAAGAUUACGGAAGCAUUGGAAUUGCUCAGGUCGGGCAAGGAGUCGAAAAUGAAGCAGGUUGCUGCCCUCAACAACUUUGAGCUAUCACUGGACGCCAUGAUGUCCUACGAAUGGGUGCUGAUGCGCGAUUCAUUCCUGAGGUGCUUGGAAGUCAACGACUGGAGCCCAUCACUCUACUACUACCUGGCUGGCUGCGCGUCUUUGGAGCUUUACCGAGACGCUUUUCACAGCGGCGACAAGGACGAGGCAAGACGACAAAAGGUCAAGACGGAAGAGUUCUUCCGCAAAGCGCCAACGGUGACUGGCAAGAAGCGACUCAUGGCACGCCAACUGCCUCUGGAGACAUUCUUACAGCGAAAGGUUCAGAAGUGGGAGGACCGAGCCAAAGCCCUGGGCGUUGAUUUGGCAGAUGUUACUGGAUCAAGCCCUGCACUGGAGAUGUGCUACGUGUGGAAUGGACAGAAGCGCAUGGGCACAGCACAGCUGGAGAAGGGGCUUGAUUAUCUCAAGUGGGAGAGAUGCACGGCGAGCAAGGAAGUCAUAGCCAAGAUUCAAGAAGAGAAGGAUGAAAUGGCUGUGUGGGCGGUGAGCAUGGCAUCGUUGCUUAGAGGUCUGGGCAAGCUGGACGAUGCUAGAACACUGCUGCAGGAGAAGGUCAUUGCUCACGACCGAUCUGUCUUCAAAGGCACCUCCAAGGAUGACUAUGUCCUGCCAUCCGCCACUUAUGAACUGGGUGCCAUUGCGUGGGCUGAGUGCUGCAAUCCUCCAGAGGGCGAAGCUAAAGAAAUCCUGGAGUUUAGACGCCAGAAGAUGGUGGCAUGCGAGGAGCAGCUCAACAAAGUCAAGGUCUGGGAGGCCUACGUCUUGGAUACGAGAAUCGGCUUAAGAGCGCAGAGCGGAUUGGAAACUCUGGCUUGGUUUAAGAAGAAGAAUGGGUGGUGA